Austrofundulus limnaeus is the source of this 5298-nucleotide messenger RNA. RefSeq names its product Rho GTPase activating protein 31 (gene arhgap31). Gene Ontology annotation, cellular component: lamellipodium. Gene Ontology annotation, molecular function: GTPase activator activity. Gene Ontology annotation, biological process: small GTPase-mediated signal transduction. The coding region runs from base 1237 to 5106 and encodes 1289 amino acids. The record is from RefSeq and is a predicted model, not a curated record. The transcript is spliced from 12 exons. NCBI's taxonomy places the organism in Eukaryota, Metazoa, Chordata, Actinopteri, Cyprinodontiformes, Rivulidae.
UUGAGUCAUGAAAAGUUCAGUUAUUCUUGGUUGUAAAACCUUAAACCUAAAAUUAAAGAGUUAUAACUUUAAUUUGUCCAUGUUGACACAGUUAGUAGGCUACAGAUGUGAGGAAUAUCCCAGAAUAUUGCAUGAUAUUUAUCAGGCAUGGCAGUCCGCUGCAGGGAUGUAAUUACAUUAGAUUUACUCAAGACAUUGUGGGAGAUCUGCGGAGAGCUAUGAUUUCCUCUUCCAAAUGAACAUCAACACUGUAUUAAUAAAUUAGGAGUUUUUAUUGAAGCUGCAGUCCAGUUUGGGAGAGAGAGAGAAAAAAAGAAGAAACAUAAAUGCAUGAAAGUUUGUAACGAGAAGCACGUGUGGUCCAUCUUGUUGGGCCAGCACCCCCCCAUUCUCUCCCCACUCCAUUUCCCAUCUGUGCCCUUCAGACCCUCACUAGAGUCACCUCCCACUUUCCUCUUCCUUCAGAGCCCGUCUGUUUUUGUUUUUGAGCCUGGGCUCUGCGCAGGAAACGCUGUGUACAUUGGGAGCAUUCAGGAAAGGCAGAGAGAAGCUUUCCCGUUAGCUCUAAGUUUGGGAAUGUGGCAAAAAAAAAAGGGUGCAGUAAUUCCUAAACUAAGAGAUGCCAGCUGUUCUCCUCCUCCUCUCAUACCUGUGUCUCCCUCUCUAGUCUCAACAUUUUGAAAUACCACUGCUAUGAUUAUUUUAGUAAACUUAAAGGGGGAUAAAAAGCUGAGUUCAUGAGGGAACUUGCCUCUCUAUGUCUCAGCUACAGAACAGUAGAAAGGGGGAGACUGUGGAGUGAGGAAUGAAGGAAAAGAGGUGGAGAUAAAAAAGGAGCACACACACAGAGAGGGACAGGCUGGGGGUUAAAAAAAACAACAGGAAACCAAGUGACUGAUGCUGUUUCUGCAAAUUGUUGAGAUAAAGCAGCAGACUGCCUUGUCUCAGCAAAGCCACAGCCUCAUCAUGCCCUUUCUUGAGUCAUCUCCUAAAAUUUUAACACUCUAAAAAAAAAGAAAAAGAUGAGGUGAAGUUUUCUAAGUGACGUCAGUGCUGCUCUUACCAGUGUGGUUUGUCAGAGUGAGCGGAUGCAGACAUUUGGAAGCUGUGUGCCUGGAUCUCUAUGUGCCUGCUUUUUGACCUGCCAUCUCAACCUUCUCUCAGGUCAUAUGGAUCGGUCGUCGAGCUCUCGAGGAACUUUAAGYUGUAAUCGUCCGGACUACUAACUGGAGCCACAUGAAGAAUAGAGGGAAUAAGCAGAAGUCCAAAAAGAAAGGAAGUGAGAAUGCGUUCGGCUGUGACCUGAUAGAACAUCUUCAGAAUUCAGGACAAGAUGUUCCUCAGGUCCUCAAAAACUGUGCAGAGUUUAUUGAGAAGUAUGGGAUUGUGGACGGAAUCUACAGGCUUUCUGGAGUCACCUCAAAUAUCCAGCGUCUCAGGCAGGAAUUCAGCUCUGAGGCGUGCCCUGACCUUACAAAGGAAGUGUACCUCCAGGACAUCCACUGUGUGGGUUCUUUAUGUAAGCUCUACUUCAGGGAGCUUCCCAAUCCUCUGCUCACAUUCGAGCUGUACAGCAAAUUUACGGAAGCUGUCUCAGUUCAGGGAGACCAUGAGAGACUUUUACACAUCCAGAAUGUCGUCAAAGAGCUGCCGAUCCCUCACUACAGGACUCUGGAGUAUCUUACUAAGCAUUUGGCCCGCCUCGCCACUUUAAGCUCCCAGACAAAYAUGCAUACACGUAACCUGGCCCUGGUGUGGGCUCCAAAUCUGUUAAGAUCUAAGAACAUUGAGGCUCCAUCUGGUAAUGGAGACAUGGCUUUCCAGGAGGUGCGGAUCCAGCAGUCAGUGAUUGAGUUUAUUUUAAACCACACAGAGCAGAUCUUCAGUGCUGAUUCUGCUCAAGUAAAACCCAAAGAAGGACCAAGUCUGGUGUGUGGGGAGAAGUAUGCCACGCUCCCGAUCAGUGGCCAGAGUGGGCCGAUGAAGUUAAUGAGUCUGGAAGAGGCCCGGGCCCGCUCCUUAAGUCCGGACCAUCCUGUGCACAGAGAACGUCAGCGAGAGAACAGUCUCCCAGACACAAGCACUGCAACGCUCUAUCAYACCGUCAUCGACAUAUCAGACAGCAAGAGAAAAUUUUCUGGGAAAUCAAAGAAGUGGAAAUCCAUCUUUAACCUCGGAAGAUCUGUAGAGUCAAAGGGAAAACUGAGCCGAAACGGCAGCGUGUUCAUAAGAGCACAAGGGGGAAGAGAAAAGGCAGCUCUACGUCCAUCCAGAAGCAUGGAGUCUUUACCACCAGAUGAUGACAGACCUGGCGGCAGCAGUCCAGGUGGUGGAUCCAGCAACAUUUUUAUUCCUGAUGUCAAAUCCCGAACCCUGGGAUCCGACUCGCUUCUUGACCUGAACGAACACGACCAAAACUGGGACUUUAAAGGGAAGAAAGCUGGUGUCGCAGCAGCCAGCUGGAGCUCUGGCAUGGACCAAAGGGACUCACCGGGAGCUUCCCCGCCCUCCCAGAAGACACUACCCGAGCAGCUGAAGGUGUUCAAAGGCGAUGACCUCAGCAGCUACAAGCCCACGUCUCCAAAGAACAGGAGGAUGCUGUACUCAGGCUCCUCCCGGCCCUCGUUCCCAGGAAGCUUCUUCCCUCUGGAAUCCUCGCCAAGGCACCAACGCAGAGCCGUCAACAUAUCRGAGCCUUUCGCUGUGUCUGUACCGCUGCGUGUGUCGGCCGUCAUCAGCUCUAACAGCACGCCAUGCAGGGUGCACAACAAGGAAAAAGCAGCCACUCUAAAGCCGUGUAAAGAGCCCUCAGAGCAGAGCGGCAACAUUAAAAAGAGCAAUACUUUCCCCCUGCUGGAACCAAAGAAGCAGGAAGGAACAGAGAAGAAGCACACAAUAGUGCUGACCUCUGGACUGUCUCCAAAAGAUUCAAGCAGAGAGGUCAUUCCAAAAAAUCAAGAAGAGAAGAAAACUUCUCAACAGGAAGCACUGACCAAAGCACAGGCAAGAGAAAACAAGGCUGCAGCGCCUCCCUCUGGGGAAGAAACACAUGACCAUCCUUCAGAAACACAACUGGAUCACAAACCCUCGACAGGAGAAAGCAUCCAGUUAAAGAAAACUGAGCCUGAAGCUGAGCUGCGGGGUCAGACUCCCACACCUGUUUUCACCUCAGUGAGCACUUGCGGGAGCUCUAAGUUAACGAUGGAUGUCAAGUCAAAGAGAAGUCGAAGCUCUCCGUCUUUGUUUUUGCUCUCUAGGGAGUCUUCAUCAAAUGUCUCGAAGGGUGAGCGGAUACCUGCCACCAGGUCUGUGUCCAAACAGAAACAGCCAUCAGAAUCGGACCUCUUAGUUUGUGUACACAAAAGUGCUGACCUCAUCUCUGGCAGGAAACUUCCAAACCUCCRACUUGAGGACAUUCCUGGUGCAAAGGAGAGGCUAAAAAGGCAACAAAUCCUACCUUUAAACACAGAUGGCCCAGCUUAUACCAAGCAGUGCCCACCUUUCUUUAAGGAAACCAACUUAGAUCAAAUCAUAAACCCUUUAACGAUAAAAGAUCUUCCACAGGUGGCAAGCUUCACAGGUUCCGACUGUAGAGACAGAACAUCUCAAAAACACGAAGUCCCUAAAGAGGACAAAGAAAGUUCUCAUAACGGAGCGAAGAAAAGCCUAAACCCAGAGAUGGAGGCGAGUCAGAAACUCUCAGUUUGGUUAGAGGAGAAACGCAACUCAGUGGAAGUGCYGGACGACGAAGAGGGAUGUGGGGAACAGGUGGAGGAGCUGGACUUGGUGGAGCCCUGGGAGGAUCUUAGCUCCACUAAGCAGUGGGUUACCAGCCCUCUCCACUCACCAGAUAUAGAGGAGCUGUUCAACCAGCUGUCCCCCUUCAGCUCAAAGGGAGAAACUCAGAGUUCAGAGGGUGGCCAGAUUCCAUCACCUUCAGGUGAUGAUGACAAACAGCCUUUUACUGGGAGUACUGAACAGUCCUCAGGGCAUCCUCCUCAGAAUCCCAACUCAGAGACUAAGCGUUUGCCGACAACUCGACUGAGUCUAAGCAGCAGUAAUACAACACAACCUCAAACAGCAAAGGGCAGCUCAGCAAAACAGAAAACUGCAGCRUCAUCUCAGARGUUUAACAGACAAAUGUCUUUUGAAACGGCUGUACUGGAGAAAAGAGAAGAAAGUCGCUCUUCUAAAACCAGACCCUGCUCACUAAACCUAGACCUGAGCCAUCGCUAYAUCAGAGACAUUUCAAAUCAGCAAAACCGUAACUCAUCAGAGUUCUCCUCGUGUCAGAAARGUUUACCCGCUUCAUCCGGAACUGUGACUAGAGGGCAAUCUGACCUGGAGCUGUUUCUGAGCGAUCGGCAGGCGCCGCUUCGUCGRAACUCGGCCCCGGUCAGCGUGUCAUCGGUGCGCACGGCCUUCAUGAUCAAAAAAUGCCAGGCUAAGGCCGUGCCCGUCGUCCCGCCAAAGGUGCAGUACAGCCAGGUGCCUCACAAUAAUCUAGAGAGUGAUUUCAGCACAGUGAAGGAACAAGACAAGGGAUGCCCCAAAGCAAGUGUGGAAACGAGUGGCGCGGCGCCUCCGUUGGCGAUGACGGAUCUAAAGGAAGAGCUGGAGAACAAAGAACCUGGUCCAAAACACCUGAAAACCCCAAGUAUUCAGAAAUCUGCCGAGUCAGGAAGGACCACAUCCAUUCCAGAACUGCCCGUCAUAACCAGGAGACACACUCCCAGUCUGGAAGUGUUCGUAGAUUGCCCCAGACCCAACAGAGGGACUUUACUGCAAAGACCAUCCUUUAGGAACCGACAGAGGCCUCAGAGUCUGAUCCUUCUCAGCCCCCCUUUCCCCAUCAUGGACUACCCACCAUCAGGAGAUGAUGGCAGGCUCCUGUCAUCCAUCAAGAGCCUGAACGACACGUCAGCGUUGAACGUCCUUUCUAAAGAGUUAGCCGACAGUUUCAGGACGCCAGAAGGGAUUUCACUUCAGAAUAAAAUGACCAUCCCAAAGAGCGGACAGAGGCUGGAGACUUCAACCAGUUGCUUCUAUCAGCCUCAGAGAAGGUCCAUGAUAUUUGACAGCAGGAGUCACCGGCAGAUUGAGUGACUGGAAGUGUCCCAAACACUCCUGGAAAUCCAUGCAGAACAGGAAGAAUCUCACAGAAGUAGAUGCCAACAUAUGGGAUUUAGAUUUUAGUUCCURUGAUCAAAAAACAGAAACCAGAGGCCAUGAUUUAUGUACUUUUGUUUUAAUUUUUCCAUUUUGCUUUAAAUUAAACCUUCGUUUAAAUGAUCUCCA